Molecule: messenger RNA, 594 nt
Organism: Miscanthus lutarioriparius
Lineage: Eukaryota; Viridiplantae; Streptophyta; Magnoliopsida; Poales; Poaceae
Source: the annotation of a GenBank genome assembly
AUGCUCGCCGGUUGCACCCCUCGCAUCGUCACUGAGCCCUGCUCGCCGAUGCGUCUGCUCUCGCACUGCUUCUUCUUCGUCCAGCACAACCACGUCGACAGCAUCACCGUGGUUGGGGCCCUCUACCUUGUACGCCCGGUAUUGGCAACACCGACGCGUGCUUUUGUCCCCGAUGCGUUGCUGGGACUGGCAAACCUAGCCCACGCCUCGGCGCACAGGUGGCUUGACUGCAUCGACUUCGGCAUCGACCCUCCCGUUCCUACCCCGUCUGCCUCGAUUGCGUCGUCGCAUUUCUUCUACGUCAACGACGGCCUUGACUGCAUUGACUUCGGCAUCGCCCCCCUUCCACGACGACUGCCUCGACGCGUCUCCGUCAUCAUCAUGGCGCCCCUCGCGCGCCUGCAGCUCCAUCGACAUGGUAAUCCGACCACAACUACGUCGACCUCAGCCAUCUUCAGCACGGCUUCUUCGACCACGGCUAUUGCGCCGUCACGCUCUGCUACCUCGACAUCGGCACAAAGGGCUACCGCCUUGCAUGAGGACUCAUCGGCUUCUUCUCCAGCCACAUCAUAUGCGCCGCAUCGACUGUUAUGA